This is a messenger RNA of Acanthaster planci (crown-of-thorns starfish), 3015 nucleotides long. Its product is annotated as splicing factor 45-like. Gene Ontology annotation, molecular function: RNA binding. Gene Ontology annotation, biological process: alternative mRNA splicing, via spliceosome; mRNA cis splicing, via spliceosome. NCBI's taxonomy places the organism in Eukaryota, Metazoa, Echinodermata, Asteroidea, Valvatida, Acanthasteridae. Gene Ontology annotation, cellular component: precatalytic spliceosome. The record is from RefSeq and is a predicted model, not a curated record.
ACCCAACAGUCAGGGACAUUGGCAAUUCCAAAAUCAAGACCAAAAGCAGGGCCUAGACUAAUAUCAGCAGCGUGCAAUCGAUCUAGAGUAAAAUCUCUCACAUGAUGUCCAUUUUGCCGCUGAUAAUGCUGGAUUCAUAAGAAACAGAGGAAAGCUCUUCGUGAUGAAUUAUUAUUAAUUAAGCAAGCAGCAAGACUACAUCGGAAUUCACCAUGUCCCUCUAUGAUGGAUUAGGGGUUGACACUUCCCCUAAGAAAGAUACUACACCUGACACCAAGAAACCAGAUGUUUCGGGAUGGUCGGCAGGAAUCCGCAUGAUGCAAUCUCAUCUCCGUAUGAAGAAGGCUUCACUCACUGAGGCCCAGCGGAAGAUCAGAGCUGCCACGUUGGCUCCUGUGAUUGACUUAAAAAAAGGAGCCAGUGGGUCUGAGGAAGGAACACAGUUGACCCCUCCCCCUCCAUCCCCACCAAGACCAUCCUUUAUACCAGUGAAGCCAAGUUCUACCAAGGCUUCUCAGCCUGCUUUCAUUGAAGCCAUGCCACUCGCCGCUGACGUUGAGAAUGAGUAUGAUCCCGCCUUCCCCAAUGAAUAUGACAAGAUAGUCAGGAAGAUGCGUGAUAAAGUGAUGCAAGAGAUGAUUCGCGUGGAGCGACAGAGGGACGGUGACAGCUACAGAGGUCGGGAUCGUGACAGGGAUCGUGACAGAGAUCGUGACCGAGACCGUGACAGAGACCGUGACAGAGAUCGUGACAGAGACCGUGACCGAGGCAGGGACAGGGAUCGAGACAGAGACAGAGAUAGAGACAGGGAUCGUAGGAGAGACAGGGACAGAGACAGGGAUCGAGAGAGAUCCCCGCCAAGGGGAUUCUCACGCAGGCCAGAUGAUGAGGAAGAAGAGGAGAGAGACAGGUUAAGGCGAAAAGGGGGCAGCGGGGCUGCCAUAGCACCACCUUCUUCGCUGAUUAACGAAGACAAGACAAAUCCAGAAGAACCUUUUACAUCACCUGCGGCCCCAACCAAGCGUCCUUAUGCUGACAUCGUAAAAGGGAAGAAAGAAGGUGCCUAUGAGCAAGACCCAGAAAGAUCUCAGACUCCUCCAUUAUCAGAGAGCUCCGAGGAAUUCAGUCGACCUCUGGGUCCCCCUCCAGCUACUACCAAGGGUGGUGGGUUCCAGGUUCCAGUUGGUAUGGGUUCCAACUCUGUAGCAGCCAAGAUUAUGGCUAAAUAUGGUUUCCAGGAGGGUAGAGGGUUAGGAAAGUCUGAACAAGGAAUCAGUACAGCAUUACAGGUGGAGAAGACAAGCAAAAGAGGAGGCAAGAUCAUCGAGAGAAAAACAGAUUCCCCACCUGUGAUGGCUCCCCCUCCUGGGCCAAACCUCCCUGUUCCAGGGCUUGCUGGUCCUGGAAUACCAGCUGUACCAUCAGCCAAACCUGACAUCAAAUCAGUCAUGAAGAACCCUACCAAAGUUGUGCUGCUCAUGAAUAUGGUGGGGCCAGGGGAAGUAGAUGAUGACCUACAACCUGAGACUGCAGAAGAGUGUGCCAAAUAUGGCGAAGUAAUCAAAGUUGUCAUAUAUGAGGAACCCAGUAGUGCUGAUGAUAGUGCCGUUCGGAUAUUUGUUGAGUUCCAGCGAAUUGAAGCAGCUAUUAAAGCUGUUGUCGACCUAAAUGGGAGAUAUUUUGGAGGAAGACAGGUCAGGGCAAGUUUCUACGAUGUUGACAAAUUCCAGCGAUUUGAGUUAAAUGCCUUGGAAUAACCAGACUACUUGCACUAAGAUUCAACUUCUGUUUGAAAUCUCUUGACAAUGGAAGACAUCUGAGCUUCUUGGUAGGCUCAACUUUUUAUAAAUAAAUUUUCACCGCUUACAAUGGCUGCUUGGCUUUCAAGUAAUCCAAACAUUAUCCUAUCAUGAGGGUUCCUCAAGUUUUAAAACAUGAACUUAUACUGAAAAUGAAAUAUGUACAUGUAAGCCUAUACCAAUUUAGUUUUUGCAUAAAAAUGUGUGAAUGUUGUGAAAAAAGUGAAGUUAGCAUUUGUGUUGGCUAGGAGAGAAGGAAAAACAAAUACGAACUGCCCCUCUUAUAGUGUAGACCAUAACUGAAAAGACUCUAUUCAUUCUGCCUCGGAGAAUACUCUGGUCAGUGUCCAUAUGUACGCUCUUGUGACCCUUCACAAGGAUUCCACACAAAAAGCUGAUUACAUUUACAUCAAAAACAAGUAGAUAAUUACAAUCAUGUUGUUUACAUAAGGACACUUUGGGAAAAUAGGUUGGUCAAGGAUCUUGCAAUUAACACACAACCCAGAAGUCAAAGUACUCCUUUCUCAUUCAUAUUUAUGAGAUCGUGAGCACAAUUUUUGAGCCAAGCCAGCCAUUAAUUGCUGUUAUCUAUAAUACACUUAGCCCUUUGUGAAGUUGUAGGGCUAUGUCACCCUAAGUCCUGCAGAACUGUUCAAAACCUUUCGGUUUUUUUAAGCAUCUGGAAUUGUAAGGAAGGAAAAAUUAUGACUGUUGCAUUGCUAUGAUUGCUACGCCCAGCAUGAGUGUCUUCGCGUGUUGCCUAGUGAUGAGGUACACAUUCUCAGCCAGUAUGCACUGUCUAUUAGGGUAGUACAUGUAUCCCAUUUUGCUGUGCAAAAGAAUAACAUGUCUGCCACCUUUACACCUGACCACUUUAUCAGUGUACAUGUACAUUGUUGUAUGUUGUUUUUUCAGGCAUGAAACCAAGUCAAUUCAAUCUUAAGAGACUUAGGCACAGUGAGAAUAGUUCAAGAGGUCUGUCAGUUUUGUUUACAACACAGUGGUUAUUUGUAAAGGUUUGGAAUGUGUCGGUAAGAUCAUAGUCCAUAAAGAGCCUUCACUGUGAAGAGAAACAAACACUGAAUAGAUCGUAGCAAGAAGCUCCAAAGUUGUAACAAGUGUAAAUGUAGUUGUGCAGUUAGGUGCUGUGGCCAUUGUUUGUGUAGAUAUGAAGGCGUAUCUGAAAACAUGGUAGGGUGCAAAAAUGGGGGUGAGA